This is a messenger RNA of Clupea harengus (Atlantic herring), 1628 nucleotides long. RefSeq names its product serine/threonine-protein kinase BRSK2-like (gene brsk1a). Gene Ontology annotation, molecular function: protein serine/threonine kinase activity; ATP binding. The transcript is spliced from 8 exons. The coding region runs from base 721 to 1590 and encodes 289 amino acids. Gene Ontology annotation, biological process: protein phosphorylation; intracellular signal transduction. The record is from RefSeq and is a predicted model, not a curated record. Lineage: Eukaryota; Metazoa; Chordata; Actinopteri; Clupeiformes; Clupeidae. Gene Ontology annotation, cellular component: cytoplasm.
UAACCCUCGUCCUAUUCUGAAUCGUCAAUAUUACUGUUGUAAUUCACCGGAUGAGAGGAAGUAAGGGGAAACACGCUGAUGAAAUAGAUACAAUUGUGGCAAGAAAAGUCAGUGGAUAAAUCGUCCUGGAACGUUUGAAUGCGUAUUCGAAGCAUUACCUGUACUGUUGUCAUAACUAACAUAGCCUUACAACUCGCUUGCUUAGAUUUCCUGUAGAAUAGAUGUAUGGCAUAGAAUUGACUGAGAGAGCGAGAUAAAUGGUCCGCUUUGACAUCAUCGAGAUACGACUCAGCCAUUAGCCUACUAGUAGCUAUUAGUAGCCUUCUUCUGUGUGUCAUUAUUUUCCAAAGCAUGGCAUAGCAAAUCUUACAUCUCUAUUAUCCACCAUGCUUUCACGAUUGCAUAUCCUGACCCUAUUCUGUCAAAUAGAUAUAAUGAAACAGUUUCUGUCGUAGACGAACCGCACCUCUAAUAUUUCAACACUUAGCUGUUAGAUAGACUGUUUCCUAUCAAACUGCACGACGUAGGCUAACGAAUUAGGCCCAGAGUAGUCAGAUGUCACCUAAUACAACCGAGCCGAAAUCACCUGCCAUCUGAAAUAGCCUAGGCUACACCGGUUCCCUACCCGACAGUGGGACAGAUAGUUCAUGACUAUCCUUGCAGCAGCGCGGUGAAGUUAAGUACUAACCACAGUAGUUGUAAUCCGCCGCACCGGUCAUUAUGUCGAGUAAGGAAAUGUCAGUGACCCAGUCUGCUCAGUAUGUUGGGCCAUUCAGACUGGAGAAGACCCUGGGCAAAGGACAGACAGGUCUGGUUAAACUCGGAGUCCACUGCAUAACGGGACAGAAAGUUGCUAUUAAAAUAGUCAACCGAGAGAAGCUCUCUGAGUCGGUGUUAAUGAAGGUGGAGAGAGAGAUUGCCAUACUGAAACUGAUAGAGCAUCCACAUGUGUUGAAACUGCAUGAUGUUUAUGAGAAUAACAAAUAUUUAUAUCUGGUCCUGGAGCAUGUAUCGGGUGGGGAGCUAUUUGAUUAUUUGGUGAAGAAAGGGAGACUCACACCCAAAGAGGCCAGAAAGUUCUUCAGACAAAUAAUCUCCGCCCUGGACUUCUGCCACAGCCACUCUAUCUGUCACCGAGACCUGAAGCCAGAGAAUCUGUUGCUGGACGAGAAGAACAAUAUCAGGAUCGCUGACUUUGGUAUGGCCUCACUGCAGGUGGGGGAGAGUCUGCUGGAGACCAGCUGUGGCUCUCCACACUACGCCUGUCCAGAGGUUAUAAGGGGCGAGAAGUACGAUGGUCGCCGGGCGGACGUCUGGAGCUGUGGGGUCAUACUUUUCGCACUGCUGGUGGGCGCGCUACCCUUCGAUCAUGACAACUUGCGGCAGCUGCUGGAGAAGGUGAAGAGCGGGGUGUUCCACAUGCCUCAUUUCAUUCCGCCCGACUGCCAGGCUCUGCUGCGGGGCAUGAUCGAGGUCGACCCUGAGAAGAGGCUCACGGUGAGGAUCCUGUGCCCCAACAAACCUCAAUCUGCCAUCUGGGCACCAGGGGUGUGUUCCCUAAAAGCGUUGUUGAAUAACUACCAUUUUUAAAUGACGGAGAGAUCCUUUCUCUUUUUUUUACCAUGGUG